UUUCAUGGGUUUUCCUGGCUUUUCUUGACUCUGGUGUGAAUCCUUCCAAUCAAGAUGGGAGAAUGUAUUCCUCUCAGGGAUCAAUGAGUAUGGAUUUUUAACGACUGCUUUUUUGAGAUUAUCUGACUAUGGAAGGGGCACUCACUGGGCCUCUGAAGACCUUUAAGUCAUCAUCUUCCACAAACCCAGAAAUUGAGGAAACUCGGCUGAACAUUGACAAGAUCUCAGAGCAUGUGGAGGAGGCUAAGAAACUCUACAGUAUUAUUCUCUCUGCACCAAUUCCAGAUCCAAAAACCAAGGAAGACCUAGAGCAGCUCACGACUGAGAUCAAGAAAAGGGCCAACAAUGUCCGGAACAAACUGAAGAGCAUGGAGAGGCAUAUUGAAGAAGAUGACGUCCGGUCUUCUGCAGACCUUCGGAUUCGAAAAUCCCAGCAUUCUGUCCUCUCCCGGAAAUUUGUGGAGGUGAUGACCAAAUACAACGAGGCUCAGGUGGAUUUCCGUGAACGCAGCAAAGGGCGAAUCCAGCGGCAGCUGGAAAUCACUGGCAAAAAGACAACGGACGAGGAACUGGAGGAGAUGUUAGAGAGUGGCAACCCUGCCAUCUUCACUUCUGGGAUCAUUGACUCCCAGAUUUCCAAACAAGCCCUCAGUGAGAUUGAGGGACGGCAUAAGGACAUUGUGAGGCUGGAGAGCAGCAUCAAGGAGCUUCACGACAUGUUUAUGGACAUUGCCAUGCUGGUGGAGAAUCAGGGUGAGAUGUUAGAUAAUAUAGAGUUGAAUGUCAUGCACACAGUGGACCAUGUGGAGAAGGCACGAGAUGAAACCAAAAGAGCCGUGAAAUACCAGGGUCAGGCCCGGAAGAAAUUGAUAAUUAUCAUUGUGGUAGUAGUUGUGUUGCUGGGCAUUUUAGCGUUGAUUAUUGGACUUGCUGUUGGGCUGAAAUAAGAGUGGCCUGAGAGGCUGCUGCACUGAAAUGUAAGUAAAUGAUGGUUCUUGGGGACUCUGGACUGGCUCUUCAUGAGGAAAUUGGCCUCGAAUUUCAAAUUCCACUUCUUUUCUCUAUGACUGUCCUUAGACACACUGAGCUUUCUAAUACUUUGGGUAGCCUGUGGAUUCUUCCAUCACCCUAAAAUUCUAUUCUCAGGUUCUGGCUGCAGUACGUGGGUCAGGUCUCCUGGUGUUCUGAUCCUGUGCUCCCCACUUUAACUCCCUUUACCAAGGAAGCAUGCCCCUAAGUUGGGUACAAUCUAUGUCUUGGAUCUAAGAGUCUGUCUUUUGAAUUCUUACUGGCUUUCAUGGCCAUUGGACUUUGCUUUCCAUAUCCUUUUCAAUGUAAAUGAAGCUUUGAAUUGGGAUUUGGGUCUGUAGAGUUUUG
Molecule: messenger RNA, 1377 nt
Organism: Galeopterus variegatus (Sunda flying lemur)
Lineage: Eukaryota; Metazoa; Chordata; Mammalia; Dermoptera; Cynocephalidae
Gene: STX3
Product: syntaxin 3
Exons: 9
Coding region: 129-947 (272 amino acids)
Biological process (GO): intracellular protein transport; exocytic insertion of neurotransmitter receptor to postsynaptic membrane; synaptic vesicle fusion to presynaptic active zone membrane
Cellular component (GO): synaptic vesicle; postsynapse; endomembrane system
Molecular function (GO): SNAP receptor activity; SNARE binding
Source: RefSeq, a predicted model, not a curated record